AUGCGGCUCGCGCGGCGGCGCGCGCGCGCGCUGGCGCUCCUCUUCUUCGUCUUCCUCGCGCCCGCGCCCGCGGAAGACGCCGCCGGCGACGCGGACGACGGCAGCGCGAGCUGGGAGUCGCUGACCGCGGUCGGCGCGGGGAGCGCGAGCACGCGCAGCGACGGCGGCGUCCGAGCGAGCGCGGGCGAGGAGGAGGAGGAGGAUGAGGAUGAGAAGGUGGGCGACGCGGAGGCGACGGACGACAGAUCGUCGAACGAGGCGUCGCCGAUCGAAGAGAAUUCGCAAUCGCCGCCGCCGCCGCGCGCGAAAGCGGCGCCGGCGAAGAUGGAGCGGGCGCCUCUCAAAAGCGGCACGCCGCCGCCGAACCCGACGCCAAAACCGGGCGCGUCGCGGAUACGACGCGGCCGCCCCGACCCGCUGGCGGACAAGAACAGAAAGCCGGACUUUGUCAUCCGCAUGGGCGGCGGCGGCGGCGGCGACGGCGACGACGACGACGCGGAAACCGCGCGACGCGUGGAACGAUCCGGCGGCGGCGACCGCGGGCACACCGUCCCCGGGGACGACGACGGCGUCGGCGGCGACGGCGGACGCGCGUACCAACGCGAGAAGAAGCGCGGUCGAGGCGGGUUCGACGACCGAGUCGCGAAGAUGACGCGCGAUGACCCGCCGGCGCGCGCCAAGGCGAAGGCGGCGGCGGAGGACGCCAAGACGCGCGAGAGGACGCGCAGCGGUCGCGUCGCGGACGUGCACACGAACAUCACGGUGUUGUACCCGGAGACGUUCGAUGAGAUGACCGCGCUCGCGCGACGGCCGAGCGACGGGAUCGGGCUCAACCGCGACCACGCCGGGGUCGGGGGGCGACGCGCGAGCCUGGACGGCGAGGUCGGCGGCGCGGGCGCGAGAGAGAAGAAGAAACGCGGCGACGGCGUUUUCGGCGUUUUCGGAGGCGGCGGCGACGCGGACGACCCGCGCGAGAAACGCCGAUGGCUCGUCGCGUUCUGUACACGCUGGGCGCCGCCGUGUAACCUUCUCGUCCGCGAGUUCGCGCUCCUGGGCUCGCACGAAUCGCUGCGGAACGAGUCCUUCGCGUUGGGGUGGGUCGACUGCACCCCCGCCAAGACGACGACGUUUUGCGGCGGUCGCUUCGGCGCGACCGGGUACCCGCUCAUCGCGCUCUUCGCCGGCGGCAGGAUGGCGCGAUACGUCGCCGUGGACCGCGAGCGCAUCGCGGGCGCGAUCGCGCCGUGGGCGCUGGACACCGCGCGCGAGAUCGACGCGCACGUCCCGAACGUUGGCGGGCGCGCCGUGGGAGAGGAGGUUCCGUCGGACGCGCCGUCUCGACGCGCGCCGACGACGGGCGCGCGAGGCGCGCGCGCGUCGUGGGAAUCGGAGCACGACGCGCUGACGCGCGAGCGCGAUCGGUUGAAGAAGAAGCACGAGAAGGAGGAGGAGCGGCGCGUCGCCGCGGAGGAGCGGCGGAAACGAAGGGACGCCGCGGAGGCGAAGAAGGGCCGGGAGGGACCGGGACCCGGAUCCGGACCCGGCGAGCGGCGCGGCGGGAGCGGCGCGCGAGAGAGGGCGCGCGGAGAGACGCUGACGACGGCGCCGACGAUGAGCUCGCGGCGACGCGCGCGGAUGAUGGCGAACGGCGAGCUAGGGAGCCACCCGACGGCGCGCAAGAGCUCCUCCAUGCGCGCGCGGUUCCUCGGGCCGUUGACGCACCCCGGCUUGAAACACCCCGGCGGCGACGCCUUGUUCUCCCUGCUCUGCGCGAUGAACAGCACGCUCUUCGACCCCGGCUCGGUCGCGCGCGUGAACCAGAACGCGACGUCGUCUAGCCCGUCUUCGUACCGCAGCGUCGCGGCGACGAAUCCGUCGUCGUACGCCGACGUCGUCACCGUCGUCCCCGGGCGCGCGUUUAGGACGCUCUCCAGCGCCGCGAACGCGUCCUCGUCGCUCUGGACGUACUCCCACGGCGGCAAGUAGUUCGCGGGGUUCCGGAACGACGCGGUGGAGACGCACGAGCUCCCCGCGAUGCACGCGCGCGGGCGUCUCGGGAUCGACGGCUGCGACGCGGGCGGCGGAGGAGGGAUCAAAACGUCCGCGGGCUCCUCGUCCGCGCGCGCGGUUCGCGCCGCGAGCGACGUCGCGACGCCGCCGACCGCGAGCCGCAGCGCGUCGCGGCGACGCACGGGACGCGGCGGCGCCGAGGACGCGACCGGCAGCGCGACGCGCGUCGCCAUGCUCGCGU
Micromonas pusilla CCMP1545 is the source of this 2251-nucleotide messenger RNA. RefSeq lists its product as uncharacterized. The transcript has 3 exons. The record is from RefSeq and is a predicted model, not a curated record. Bases 1 to 1986 code for a protein of 661 amino acids. NCBI's taxonomy places the organism in Eukaryota, Viridiplantae, Chlorophyta, Mamiellophyceae, Mamiellales, Mamiellaceae.